Ogataea angusta is the source of this 645-nucleotide messenger RNA. RefSeq lists its product as uncharacterized. The record is from RefSeq and is a predicted model, not a curated record. Gene Ontology annotation, biological process: 'de novo' IMP biosynthetic process. Lineage: Eukaryota; Fungi; Ascomycota; Pichiomycetes; Pichiales; Pichiaceae. Gene Ontology annotation, cellular component: cytoplasm. The transcript has a single exon. Bases 1 to 645 code for a protein of 214 amino acids. Gene Ontology annotation, molecular function: phosphoribosylglycinamide formyltransferase activity.
AUGGCUCUUCCAUCCAUCUUGGUUUUGAUUUCGGGAAACGGGUCCAAUCUACAAGCACUGAUUGAUAAUUGCAACAGCGGUAAAAUUCCAGGGAAAAUCAUACAUGUGAUUUCCUCGUCCUCCAAAGCAUACGGUCUCGAAAGAGCAUCUCAAGCAGGCAUACCCACCACAACCCACGAACUUAAGACAUAUUAUAGAGGAAUUCCCAAGGAGAAGCAAAUUGAACGGAAUGAAGCCAGAGCCAACUUCAACAAAGAUCUAGUAAAUAUCAUAAUUGGAAGGAUCAAACCAGAUGUAAUAGUGUGUGCUGGCUGGAUGCUCAUAUUGUCGUCCGAUUUCCUCAAGCCUCUCCAUCAAGCAAAAAUUCCAAUAAUCAAUCUCCAUCCUGCUCUUCCCGGUCAAUUUGAAGGAACGAAUGCGAUCGAGCGCUCCUGGAAAGCUGGUCAAGAUGGCUUAAUUGAUAAAGGUGGUUGUAUGAUUCACUACGUUAUCGAGGAGGUCGACAAAGGCACUCCUCUUGUUGUCAAAGAAAUUGAUUUCAAGAAAGAAUCGCUUGAAAAAUGGGAAGCCAGAAUCCAUGCUCUCGAACAUGAAGCAAUUGUUGAAGGAACUAUUGAAGUUUUGAAGCAACUCAAUGCCAAAUAA